AUGCCCACGUCCCCUCCUUCCGAGAGGGAGGCCAUGUUCUACUACCUUCGUCUGCCCUCUGCCCCGCGCCUGGUUGCUCGCACUGGCACCACUCUCUGGAAGGAGCCCACUGGCCGAUGGGCGUCCUACAAUGACAAGGACCUCCGCGUUGUCGGCAACCACCCGAUCAAGGACGUCUGGGAAGACAAUCUGGCUCUCAAGGUCAUGGACCUUCUGGACUCGAUGAAGGUGAAGUGGACUAGCCUUGACGUCGUCCGCAUCGGGAUAGUUGAAGAGGAUUUCGCCCCUGUUAUCCUAUGGAUCGGCGUGAUCCCCACAUCUCUCUCUGGCGAAGAAGGCGUCAUCGCGGCCUACAAGUGCCACGAGCUUCUUGUGGAGUGCAAUAUCACCGACGUCGACGUGCAGAUCCGUGAGUCGGUCGUUACCCGCUCGGGGGGUCCCAAGCUCCUCAAGCCCGCGCGCUAUUCUUGGAAACCCACCGUAGCUGUCCGCGAACCUCUUACCACCAUGCUCGGUCUCCCCAUCUGUGCUGAGUCUAUGCCUUGGUGUGAGGGUACCGGCGGCUUCUUCAUUACAGAGGGCGGGAAUACCGAGAGACUUCUCCUCGUCACCGCUCGCCACGUCAUCUUCACGCCGGACAUGGACGAGAACAAGCACCUUGAGCGUACGGACGACAGAGAGCCCGGUUAUAACGUUAUGCUCUUCGGCGAUACUGCGUUCAACAAGUACCUCGAAGUCAUCAAGAACGAGAUCAGGGGCCAGGAAUCUAACGCCGAUUAUUAUGAUCAAUGUAUUGCGGAGCUUGAGGGGAGGGAUGACCCAGAAGCAAGCAAGGAGCGCCAGCGUGCCCAGGACAGGUUGCUUGCGGCAAAGGAGGCAAUGGAAGCACUCAACCCCUUUUACCAGAACGUUGCGACUCAGUGGGCCACCCCGGAUAGCCGUAUUCUGGGGCAGGUCAUCCUCUCUCCUCCCAUCAACGCUGGCGAGGGUUAUACCGAGGACUGGGCCGUCAUCGAGAUUGACACCUCCAAGAUCGACGCGAGCAACUUUGAAGGCAAUGCGAUCGACCUCGGUACCCGCAUCUCAAUCUACGACCUCAUCCGUAUGAUGAACCCCAAGCCCCCGCAUGACCAUCCCUUCGAAUAUCCAUUUGACCGACUUCUGCGGCUCGAGGGCACGAUUCCGGACGAGGAGAUGCGGCACCCGACUGUGCUCGACAAGAACAAUGAGCCGUGCCUUAUGGUGCUCAAGCGCGGCAACACCACCGGCCUGACUGUCGGCCGUGCCAACAACGUUUUCUCCUACGCCCGUAACGACUACCACAACGAUGAAAAAGCCGAGACAUCCAAGGAAUGGGCGAUCCUCCCAUUCGACUCCAAGUCGCACGCGUUCUCGGAGACGGGCGACUCGGGAUCUGUCAUCGUCGACGGCCUUGGACGCAUCGGCGGCCUCCUCACUGGUGGUAGUAGUGCCAAGCCUUCCGAGGACAUCAACAUCACGUAUGCCAUACCCAUCAGCUUCCUCCUCAAGCGGAUGCAAGAAAACGGGCUCCGCGAGCUCAACUUCAACCCGGUCCUCACCACCCAGACACGUUCAUCAGAUUAA
Cyclocybe aegerita is the source of this 1605-nucleotide messenger RNA. NCBI's taxonomy places the organism in Eukaryota, Fungi, Basidiomycota, Agaricomycetes, Agaricales, Hemipholiotaceae. The record is from the annotation of a GenBank genome assembly.